CACCCCUGUAUAUAUGAAAGAAAGAACGAAAGGGGGGGAGAGUGAGUGAAGCGAUACAUAGGUACAUAAAAUGGCGGGUGAGAACAAAAAAGUGUGCGUAACUGGAGCUGGAGGAUUUGCUGCCUCUUGGGUCGUCAAGCUUCUUCUCUCUCAGGACUAUCUUGUCCAUGGAACCGUCAGACAACCAGGUGAUAGCAAGUACGACCACUUGAACAGCCUUGAGAAAGCAUCAGAGAACCUGAAACUGAUCAAGGCAGAUUUGCUGGACUAUGAUUCUCUAUGUUCCGCAAUUUCGGGAUGCAGCGGUGUGUUCCAUGUUGCCAGUCCUGUACCAACAACCGAAGUAACAAACCCCGAAGCAGAAGUAGUUGAACCAGCUGUGAAGGGAACGCUUAAUGUGCUGAAAGCUUGCUUGGAGAACAAGGUGAAGAGAGUUGUUGUUGUGUCUUCUGUAGCUGCUGUUGUGAUGAACCCGAACUGGCCCAAGGAUAAAGUCAAGGAUGAAAGCUGUUGGUCUGAUCCUGAAUAUAUUAAAACCACUAGUCUUGAAUCCAUGAAAACUUCUAAGAAAUGGUAUUAUAUUGCGAAAACACAAGCAGAGAGCGAGGCUCUGGAGUUUGGAAAAAGAACUGGACUUGAGGUUGUUACUGUUUGUCCUUCUGCCAUUUUGGGUCCACUUUUGCAAUCUACCCUAAAUUCCAGUACCUUGCUCCUGCCUAUGGGUCUCAAAGGUGGGUUCGGUUCGUUUGGAUACAAUUAUUGGACUGUGGUGGAUGUUCGUGACUUAGCUGAAGCACUGCUUAUGGUUUACAAGAAAUCUGACGCUGGAGAAAGAUAUAUGUGCACAUCACAUGCAAUUGGGGUGGAGGAAGUGGUGGAGAAAUACUUGAAGAUUUCAUAUCCCAACUACAAUUAUUCCGACAAGCUUAGUCACACAGAGGAAGAAGAAGAGAAACUGAGUUCGGAAAAGUUGCAGAAGUUGGGUUGGAGUUACCGACCAUUGGAGGAAACUCUAAUUGAUUCCAUUGAAUGCUGCCGGAAGAUGGGGGUCUUGGAUUAGACGAACUAAUCAUCAUAUCAUCAGCGAAGAUAGUUGUUUCACAUGACAAGUAUGAUUAUCUAUGUGCACUUAUGCCCAUGUACUUUAUUCUACAAAACGAAGUAUUCGGUAUUC
This is a messenger RNA of Rosa chinensis, 1174 nucleotides long. RefSeq names its product cinnamoyl-CoA reductase 1. Bases 71 to 1060 code for a protein of 329 amino acids. The record is from RefSeq and is a predicted model, not a curated record. The transcript is spliced from 4 exons. Lineage: Eukaryota; Viridiplantae; Streptophyta; Magnoliopsida; Rosales; Rosaceae. Gene Ontology annotation, molecular function: oxidoreductase activity, acting on the CH-OH group of donors, NAD or NADP as acceptor.